Cheilinus undulatus (humphead wrasse) is the source of this 3035-nucleotide messenger RNA. It is a transcript of the gene metap1, whose product is annotated as methionyl aminopeptidase 1. The coding region runs from base 44 to 1207 and encodes 387 amino acids. The record is from RefSeq and is a predicted model, not a curated record. Gene Ontology annotation, biological process: proteolysis. Lineage: Eukaryota; Metazoa; Chordata; Actinopteri; Labriformes; Labridae. The transcript has 11 exons. Gene Ontology annotation, molecular function: metalloaminopeptidase activity.
CUGGUUGCUUCUCUGCGACUCCACCCCUCCUGCAGACGAAGGCAUGGCGAGCACCGAGGCUAGAAGAGAGUGCGAGACAGAAGGCUGUAGCAAGGACGCCAAACUUCAGUGCCCGACAUGUAUCAAGCUUGGUAUUCAAGGCUCUUACUUCUGCUCCCAGGAAUGUUUCAAAGGGAGCUGGGUGUCCCACAAGUUGCUGCACAAAAAAGCAAAGGAGGACAAGAACCAGAAAGAAUCUAAGAACUGUGUGGAGAAGGACAUUAACACAGACCCGUGGCCAGGUUACCGCUACACAGGAAAACUACGUCCUCACUACCCACUGACUCCAAUGAGGCCUGUGCCAGGUGACAUCCAAAGACCUGACUAUUCUGAUCAUCCCAGAGGGAUAUCUGAGUCUGAGCAGUUUCUGAAGGGGACAUCGCAAAUCAAAAUCCUUUCUCCUGAGGACAUUGAAGGAAUGAGAGUAGUGUGCAAGUUGGCGCGAGAAGUCCUGGACAUUGCAGCAGUGAUGGUGAAGCCUGGGGUUACAACAGAAGAAAUUGACCACGCUGUGCAUCUGGCUUGUUCAGCGAGGAAAUGCUAUCCUUCACCUCUCAAUUACUACAACUUCCCCAAAUCCUGCUGCACAUCGGUCAAUGAAGUCAUCUGCCAUGGCAUCCCAGACAGGCGACCACUUCAAGAAGGGGACAUCCUCAAUGUGGACAUCACUGUAUACCACAAUGGUUUCCAUGGUGACCUCAAUGAGACCUUCUUUGUUGGAGAUGUGGAUGAAGAAGCGAAGAAACUGGUUCAGACCACAUAUGAAUGCCUUAUGCAAGCCAUUGACUCUGUCAAGCCUGGCAUUCGCUACAGAGAGCUUGGGAACAUCAUUCAAAAACAUGCUCAGGCUAACGGCUUCUCUGUUGUGCGGAGCUACUGUGGUCAUGGCAUCCACAGACUUUUCCACACUGCUCCAAAUGUUCCACAUUAUGCCAAAAAUAAAGCGGUUGGAGUUAUGAAACCUGGUCAUGUGUUCACCAUUGAGCCCAUGAUAUGUGAAGGUGGCUGGCAGGACGAGACGUGGCCUGACGGCUGGACAGCGGUGACCAGAGACGGGAAGCGCUCUGCUCAAUUUGAACACACUCUGCUGGUGACAGAGACUGGCUGCGAGAUCCUCACCCGCCGCCUGGAAGACAACGGCAGUGCCCAUUUCCUUAGCCAAAUGUAGGCUGGAGAUGAACCCCAGGACUGGACUUUCGAAACACAGACAACCCAGCACCUCUGGAUCUCUCUCACACAUACACACACAUACACACAAAAACACACACACUGCACCUGUCCCAGACCAGAGGCACAACUCCUGGAGCUCAGUUUGACAGUGGCUCUUGUUGUUCUUUGAAUUAAAUAUGGGUUCCUUAAAUGAAAUGGUAGUACUUGAAUGUGUCUUAAAUGAAACAUGGAGUUGCUUAUAUCCUUUGAAUUAAAUAUGAAAGUAUUUAUUAGGUUUUGAUUUUGCUCAGUAGUUGGGCAUGGAAAUCAGGCCUGUUUUGAUCUAAGGGUGAUAUCACUCUGAACUUUUACCAGCUGGCUAGUUGUCUGUGGUGUGUGGAGCUCAGGGCAAAUUCAGCUGGUAUGCCAUGCUUUACUUUGUUUUCUUCUGCCCCUGCUAAGCUAAUGAGACUUCGUUUAUGUAUCCCAGGGGUGGACUGAAGGAACUAGAGACAGAGCAUUCUAUGAAAGUAACAACCUGCCGUUAAAUAUGUAUUUACAAUGUGGAGUUAUACACGGUUAUCUCAAUUUGUAUAGCUGCAAAGUAAAAUAAGUUUUCAAAAGCAUUUAAGGGGAUACUUUGACAUUUUAGUAAUGCAUUUUGGAUGAAAGGCUCAUUCAUUGACAUACAUGUUUCUCCUCUCACUUUGUAGCCUUAUUCAGUAGAUGGUUUGCUUAGCUAGUGUGAUGCAGUCAAAAGUUUGAGAAAUCUAGAUUGAAGGAGCCAAAAUUUUGUUAACUUCAUAUUUGUCAAAUGUUUUUUUUAUUUGCUCAAUAAUUUAUAUUGCAAAGAUCGAUAUGGUAAAAGAUAAAGCCCCUUUAAGAAUCCUCAAGAGAUAGUGGUAGUUUGAUUUAUGUUGCUUUUGGGAAGAGCCAGGCAAACUACUGUCUUCUUUUCAGUCUUAAAUAGACCAAGCUAAGGUAACCAUCUCCCAGCUGUGCAGUGAAGAACACUGAAUCCAUUUGCAACAUUGCCAGCAGAAAUAUAUUCAGAGAUAUGUUUUUAUCUGUAUGCAUUGAAGCAGAAUCAUUGAAUUUCUAUUAGAUAGAAAUAUCUAUCUACAGAGAGUUCAAAGGGUUUGCAAAAAUGCAUGCUUUAGUAGGUCUCAACAUUUUGGUAUUUUUUCAUCCACCAUAGAGGGAAGCUAGAGGGGAAUGCUUACGAGUUAGUAACAAACUGAAACUUCACCACUAGAUGCCUCUUAAUCCUUUACUGCUCCACAGACAUGAGAGUUUUAUCUUAAUCCAACUCUGAAUUUAAGAGCAAAUUUAUGGGCAUUAUAAAAAUGUCAAAUUGAUAUCCAAACACAGCACGUGCAUUCAUCAUUUUUGUAUCUUUUCCAUCGAUGCACCCUUAGCUAACCAUUACAUCCUGGUUGUGGCUUGUAUUAGUGCUCAGCUACACAGCAAUUGAUGUCAGGCAUGGUUUCUGUCUGUCCCAACAACAGAAAGUCUACGUAGAAAUGUGGAAUAAUACAUUGAACACAAAGUCAUAAAUGCUGAGCUUGUUAAUCCUAUGUUUAGGAUUACUUGAGUGUCUCCUGUUUCAGAAAGCCCUGGUGUAGCAAAUUGAGCCUUAAUGUUAGAAUCAAGAAAUUACACCUCGACAGGUGAAUAAAGGCUUGAAGUGGUGUUUGCCUUCAAAUCAGCAGUCACCAUUUAUGUUGAUGUGGGGAAUUUCUGGUGCAAGCAGCAUUCAUUUCUACAUUUUCAGAGGAUUUAUGUGAUUGCAGUUUCUCUGCCAUCUUUGUAUUUCUUCUAAUGGAGUAAUAAAUGACUCUUCUGUA